AUGACGCUACGCUCUGGCCAUACCAUAAAAAAGGCCUGCUACUUUAAGAAUGAAACCACCAAAAGGACAUCCUCAGAAACAGGUAACAAGCACAAAAAACAACAUCUGGUCAUCUGUAACUGCCGAUCACCACCUGCACAAAGAUUGCCUCCACAGAAGAUAGUCUUGGAAACACACAGGGAGGAGAAACGUUCAACGGACAGAGUGACAGGACCCAGACCUGUGUUAAUACAACAUGCUUCUCUGAGCACAUUCGACGACCAGUUAAUCACUUUUGCUGAUGAGGGCGGGGUUUACACCAUCUAUGUUGAAGACCUGAGGAAAAAACAAAAGAAAAACAAGGUAGUACUCCUGUGUUAUGACUCUAAAAUCCCCGCAGGCGAAUCAGGGUAUGAGGCUGGUGCUGUGGAGUAUAUGGUAAACCUGAGUCUUUCAGCAAACAGAAACUUCUGUCUGCAUGCCGACAGCAAGCAGCUCUCCGUGGAUGUAAGAGAGUUCCCAGAACUCCAAAAGCCGGAACAGACCUUCUUUCUCCUUCGUAGGCCAUCCGCUAUUCAUUAUUCAUUUGAAUGCAAGAGCAAGCCUGGAACUUACCUAGGGGUCAGCGGCAACCACCUGGAGCUAAUUCCAACCUCGCUGGCGGAGGCGCCCACCCAGCUGCCGGGACACCCCGGACGUGUGGAACAGUUCACCUCCCGAGAAAUGAAUCCUUCCCACUUAGAAUCCGACUCCACCGGCCAAGAGUCUGCCCUCGCAGGCCUCUACUUCGACUAUGCCAGCCCUUAG
Molecule: messenger RNA, 786 nt
Organism: Chrysochloris asiatica (Cape golden mole)
Lineage: Eukaryota; Metazoa; Chordata; Mammalia; Afrosoricida; Chrysochloridae
Gene: IL33
Product: interleukin 33
Exons: 7
Coding region: 1-786 (261 amino acids)
Biological process (GO): positive regulation of inflammatory response; positive regulation of cytokine production
Molecular function (GO): cytokine activity
Source: RefSeq, a predicted model, not a curated record